Messenger RNA from Paramecium octaurelia, 1129 nucleotides. The record is from the annotation of a GenBank genome assembly. Lineage: Eukaryota; Ciliophora; Oligohymenophorea; Peniculida; Parameciidae.
AUGCCCAUCUGGAUAUUAUUUAUAUAGUGGAAAAUGGGUCGUAUAGCUUGUGAUGCUGAUAACAGUUGCACAUAAUGUGUCUCCCAAGGAUAUGCUGAUGAUUAAACUAAUAAGAAAUGUGUUGCUUGCUCUACAAUUACAGGAUGUACUUCGUGCUCCUACAGUGGAACCUAGUUAAAUUUUUCAGCCUGUGCAGAUACUUAUUUUCGGAACACUAACAAUAACAUUACAUCCUGUUCAUUGUGCAGCUCAGUAGCUGGUAAGAACUAUUUAAGAUGUGUUUCUACAACAAGUCCAACUCAAUCUUAUGAUAAUUACUAUUUGAAUGGAUCAAGUUGUCUUGCUAAACCAAUAAUGGUUCUUCAGGUUGCACAUCUUGUGUUACUGGAUACAUUAUUGUUGUUAAUUCAUGUUAAUUAUGUACAUCAACAAUGCUCAAUGUGUAAAAUGUCAAAUCAUCGCCAACACUGGAACAAGUUAAUCUGUUUCUCUAUAAUGUGCUGCUGCAUAACUGGAUAUUAUUUGACCAUCAUUGGAUGUACAGCCUGUCCAAAUGUCAAAGGAUGUGAAGUUUGUAAUUCUGCUGGAUGUUAAACCUGUUCCUCUGGUUACUAUCCAACUGCAGUUACAACUGAUUCCAAUAAUUCCACUGGUACAACAACCUCCAAUAACACUGUCACUUGUAACAAUUGUCUCAGCAACUGCUCUAUUUGCUAAUAAGCUAAUGUAAUACAAUUUACUUAUUUUUAGUCUUGUACCAAAUGUGCUGAUGGUUACUUCCUUGUUACUACCACUUCCUCUGGAACUACAUCAGUCACUACCAGUAGUUGCUUUGCAUGUCAACCAGAAUGUCAAACUUGUGUCGCUCCAGGCACUACUUGUACAUCCUGCAUAGCCGAGUAUGUGUUCUAGAAUGGAGGUUGCGUCACCUUAACAUAAACUAAUUGUUACUCUGUUGGAACCAAUGUUUGUGCAAUUUGUAAAUAUGGCUACUAUUUAAAUAAUGGAGUUUGCUACUAAUGUCUCAACCCAUAAGCAAAUGUAUUAAUUAUUUUUAUAAUCUUAGUUUCUAUGUACAAAUCCAGUAGACAACCUUUUAACAUCAGCAACAACAACACAAAAAUAAUGA